CCUCGGCGUAGCCGAUACCCUUCGCCGCACCAACACUCUCCUUAUUCAUCAGAUUAGAUUCGUGUUGGUACAGAACGGGAAGCGACAUGAAUCUGUUGGACCGGCAGCUCAUGGGGAACUACGAUGUCUCGUGAGAAAUGAUUUGGUUAAGGCAUUGGCUGAUGCUCUUCCUCAAGGAACUAUCCGAUUUGGAUAUCAUAUUGUCUCGAUGAAGCUAGACGAGACAACGUCGUUUCCGAUUCUCGAGGCCAAGAACAAAAGGAGUAUCAAAGCAAAGGUCGUAAUUGGAUGCGACGGUUCGAACUCGGUGGUCGCGAAUUUUCUACAGCUAAACCCGACAAAAGCCUUAGGUCCUCGUGUUGUACGAGGAUUCACGAGUUAUCCGAGCGGCCAUGGAUUUCCACCAGAGUUUUCAAGAAUCAAGAUUGGCAACAUCGUAUGCGGAAGAAUUCCCGUUACUGACAAGCUGGUCGUUUGGCUGACCAGUCUUCAUCAUAACUCUCAAGAUUCCAAGAUCUCCAAGGACAAAGAAGCGAUAGCGAGAUUCGCUCUGGAAUCUAUCGACGAGUUCCCGGAGGAUUGGAAAGAGAUGGUGAAGAACUGUGACUUGAGCUUCAUAUACAUGAGCAAUUUGAGAUACAGACCGCCAUGGGAGAUACUGUUCGGGAAGUUCAGGAGAAACACAGUGACAGUGACAGGAGAUGCAAUGCAUUUGAUGGGUCCGUACAUAGGGCAAGGAGCUUGCUCGGCGCUGGAGGAUGCGGUCGUGUUGGGGAGAUGCCUGGGGAAGAAGUUAGGGCAAGACAGAGGGUUAGACGAGGUUUGUCGGAUAAGAGAUAUCGAGGAGUCGAUAGAUGAAUAUGUGAGAGAGAGGAGGAAGAGACUUGUUGCCCUUUCCACUCAGACAUAUCUCACAGGUUUGUUUGUAGAAUCUUCGUCUGGAUUCAUGAAGAUGAUGCUUCUCCUUUUGUUAACGAUAUUGUUUUACGAUCAAAUCCGUCACACGAGCUUCGACUGCGGACUUCUCUAGAUUUUAUGGUCUUUGCAAUCCAAAUAUAACAUAUGUGUGUGUGUGUCUGGAGAUGAUGUAUGUGACACUAGUGGUAAAGAUGUUGUCAUGAUUUGUAUAUCAUGCAUUUGUAUACAUACAUACAUACAUGGUUAUGGUGAUUUUUAGUUGAACUUGUA
This is a messenger RNA of Tarenaya hassleriana, 1188 nucleotides long. RefSeq names its product putative oxidoreductase YetM. The record is from RefSeq and is a predicted model, not a curated record. Gene Ontology annotation, molecular function: FAD binding. The coding region runs from base 209 to 1030 and encodes 273 amino acids. The transcript has 5 exons. Lineage: Eukaryota; Viridiplantae; Streptophyta; Magnoliopsida; Brassicales; Cleomaceae.